Messenger RNA from Magallana angulata, 2198 nucleotides. Its product is annotated as zinc finger CCCH domain-containing protein 15-like. Bases 93 to 1394 code for a protein of 433 amino acids. Gene Ontology annotation, cellular component: cytosol. The transcript has 12 exons. The record is from RefSeq and is a predicted model, not a curated record. Gene Ontology annotation, biological process: cytoplasmic translation. Lineage: Eukaryota; Metazoa; Mollusca; Bivalvia; Ostreida; Ostreidae. Gene Ontology annotation, molecular function: metal ion binding; mRNA binding.
UCCAGAGUUGUACUUCCGAUUUUGGCUCGAGCCACAUUUCGCCAGAUUUUUGCAAUAAAUCACAAAAAGAAACACAAAAUUCAUAAAAUACUAUGCCACCAAAGAAAAAUGAACCUGGCAAAAAGACUAUUGAAAAGAAGAAGGAAAAAGUUAUUGAGGACAAGACCUUUGGUUUGAAGAACAAGAAGGGGGCGAAACAACAGAGGUACAUCCAAAAUGUUACACAGCAAGUCAAGUUUGGAAACCAAAAAGCCAGUAAACUGGCACAGGCGGAGGCUGACAAGAAUAAGAAGAAACUUGAUAAGAAAAAAGAAGCUGAUGAACUGAGCACUUUGUUUAAGCCCGUACAAACAGUUUCCAAAGGUGUUGAUCCCAAGUCUGUGUUGUGUGCAUUCUUCAAACAAGGACAAUGUUCAAAAGGAGCCAAGUGUAAAUUUUCUCAUGACUUGAAUAUUGAGAGAAAAGGAGAGAAGAUCAACAUUUAUUCUGAUUCCAGAGAUGAAAAAGAUGACACAAUGGAGAACUGGGAUGAAGAUCAACUGAGAGAUGUGGUCAACAAGAAACAUGGUGAACAGGAAAAAUCUCUGCCCAAAACUGCAAUUAUUUGUAAGUUUUUCCUGGAAGCUGUGGAGUCCAGUAAAUACGGCUGGUUUUGGGAGUGUCCAAAUGGAGGAAAGAAGUGUCACUACCGCCAUGCUCUACCCCCAGGCUUUGUUUUGAAAAAAGACCAGAAGAAGGAAGAUAAAGCAUCCGCAAUCACGAUAGAGGAACUUAUAGAGAAAGAAAGAGCAGCUCUUGGUGGUGGAACAACAAAAGUCACAUUAGAAUCUUUCUUGAAAUGGAAGGAGAGAAAGAGGAAAGAAAAGAUUGAGCAAGCUAAAGCUGCCCAGGAAAAGAAGAAGGCAGAUUACAAAGCCGGUCGGGCUUUCGGAAUCAGUGGAAGAGAGAUGUUUGAGUUUAACCCUGACCUGGUGGGCGAGGAUGAUGAUGAGGCCACAGAAGGGGUCAUAGAACGGGAGCGUGAUUCUGACGACGAGGAUGAGAGUGGCCCAAAGGUGGUUGAUAUUAACCUGGACUAUAUUAUGUCAACGGCCCGGGAGUCUGAUGGAUCGGGGACAGUGGCAACAGAGCGGCAGUUUGAGGUCAACUCCAGGGGCGGAGGUGAGCCUUCAUCUGCAGGCUCAAAUGAAACAGAUGAAGCUAAGAAACUGGACGAAGCAGCUGCAUUACCUCCGAAAGAACCAUCCACAACGGAAACGGAUGCCGCAAUAGCGGCUGCAAUGGCCGCCACUGUUAAUGGUGCAGAGAUCGAGAUCGACGAGGAUUUAUUCGGUGGUGAUGACAUUGACGAUGUAGAGGACGAGUUGGAAACUCUAGAUUUAGUGGACGAUUAGAGUAUAUGUACCCCUCCCAAGAUUAAACCUCAAAAAAAAAACUUUCCAAAACGGCCAAGAUUAGGAGAAAUUGUUGUGAUUGUGAUGAAAAAAAAAAAAAUAAUUAAUGGAAUAUUGCAGAGAUCUGGCUUUGGUAUUUUGACUGAAGUAAUGUUUUUGGUCAUGUUACUCUAGGAAAUUCUGUUUUGAUUAUAAAAGAAGCAAACCGCAUUUAUUUAUCGAAUUUACGUUGGAAAGUGUCUCGUCAUAUGUUAAGAAGCACUGACAAACAAAAUGAAUGACUGUAUAUGUACCAGGUUCUUGUGUUUUGAUAAAAGUAAAUGUUUAAAUAAAUAACUAGAAUAUUUCAUUUAAUGUGAAUUGCCUUCUUGUACAAAGAUAUUUUUCGGGGAAUUUGUACAGAUAUUUAUUGAAAAAGAGACAAAUAUGAGAUGUAUUUCAUAGUUUAUGACUAAAAAUAUCAUAUUACAAAAGAACUACUCGAAAGUACCUCGUUUGAUAAUUUUUUGGUCAAAUUUUAUCGUUAAACAUUUGAUUUUAAAGAGGUGAUUGUUUUAACUGCUGUAAAAUAAUUGAUAAAGCAUAUUUUCGUUUGGUGUUUUGUAAUGAAAAUAACAAGUCUGAGAUAUAUGUCUGUUUAAAAUAUGGUGUAUUUUGUAUUAUCAUGUGAAAAAAGUGACGAAUGAAGUAUCACAACUUUAAACUGUGGUAAAACAUUGGUUUAAGUAUUAAAAGUAUUGGACUGUUCACAGUGAUGACUGAUGUAAACAUUUGAAAAUAAAGAAGUUAGAAUGUGGUGUUGAA